AGGAGAAGAAUUAUUUUUUGCAGGACAGCCUGAGAAGUACUUUACAACUCAUCGCAGAGAAGGAGAGAGAGAGAGGGAGAGGGAGAGGGAGAGAAACGAAACCUAGACUUUACUUGCAUGUUUCGUAUUGUCUCUCUGGCUUGAAUCCCAUCAUGCCAAUCGAUCCCUCCUAUCUAUUGCCAUAGUUCAAUCUGUCGGACGCUGCGGUCUCUUCUUCGAGUUGGGAUCUCAGCACAAAGGAGAGGAAGGGAAGAAGAGAUGGAGUUCGAGAAAUCAGCAACAACAAUUCGGUUCCUCUGAGGUACACAUGGAUAUACUUUCUUCGCCACAAGUUUGAGGUGUUCCCAACAUUUAAGCUGCUUCAUGCUAUGAAUCAUGGAAUACAAGUGCAACAAAGUUGUCUAGAUACUCCUCAGCAGAAUGGUGUGGUCGAGUGCAAGAAUGGACAUAUCCUUAGUGUUGUGAGGACAUUAUUGCAGGAGUUUUCAUACUCCACCUUCUUUUUGGGUAGAGGCAGCUAGUACAACUAUGUUUUUGAUCAACUAUAUUCCUUCCUCUAUCUUGAUAAAAUAUUCACACUUUGGCUUGCUUCUACGAACCGAUUCUGUUAUGGUAUGUUGACCUAUGAUUAGCUGAUGAAGGGCUUACCUGAGAAGACUGUGGCUUCAAAAUUUCCUGCAGGAAGUUCAACUGUUCUUCAAAAUAGAGAUCUGGUUUCUACUAGUUCAGACCAAAAAAUUAGCGACACUACAUCCUCAAAGGGUUCUUUAUGGUCGAGCUUAUUUACAUCUCCAUCAUCACUCUUUGAAACAUACAGUGAAUCAUCUAUUUCUGUAAAGAAGACAUUUAACAGUAAAACCUAUGGGUGGACAACAGCUUUGAAGAAAGUUUUGACUGUUGGCUCAAUGAGGAGACUUCAAGAGCGUAUAUUAGGACCAAGCAAGACUGGUGUUUCUAGCUCAACUAGUGAAAUAUGGCUUCUAGGUGUAUGUUAUAAAGUUUCAGAAGAAGACUCUUCUGGCAAUUUAGUUAAUGGCAAUGGAUUGGUUGCAUUUACAGAGGAUUUCUCAUCAAGAAUAUGGAUGACAUAUCGUAAAGGAUUUGAUGUUAUUGAUUCAAAGUUCACCAGUGAUGUCAACUGGGGGUGCAUGCUUAGAAGCAGUCAGAUGCUUGUUGCCCAGGCAUUGCUUGUUCAUUGUUUGGGAAGAUCUUGGAGAAAACCCUUGCAGCCACCUUUUGAUCCGGAGUACAUUGAAAUCUUGCACCUUUUUGGUGACUCUGAGGCAUCAGCUUUCUCCAUACACAAUCUUCUUCAAGCUGGAAAAGCUUAUGGACUUGCUGCAGGUUCAUGGAUAGGACCAUAUGCCAUGUGUCGUUCAUGGGAAACCCUUGUUCGUUCUAAGAGAGAGCAGACAAACCUUGAAAUAGAGAACCAGUCACUAUCCAUGGCUGUUUAUAUAGUUUCUGGUGAUGAAGAUGGAGAGCGAGGUGGAGCUCCAGUUGUCUGUGUGGAAGAUGUUGCUAGACUUUGUUCCGAGUUUUCUAAGGGUCAAGUUGAUUGGGCACCUAUUCUUCUAUUGGUUCCAUUGGUUCUUGGACUGGAAAAAGUCAAUCCCAGAUACAUUCCAUUGUUGUGGGCGACAUUCACUUUUCCUCAAAGUCUUGGCAUCUUAGGCGGGAAAUCUGGGGUUUCAACUUACAUUGUUGGCAUGCAAGAUGACAAAGCGUUCUAUCUUGAUCCACAUGAUGUUCAAGCGGUGGUUGAUAUCAGGGGGAAUGAUCUAGAAGCUGAUACUUCCUCCUACCAUUGCAGUGUCAUAAGGCAUCUUCCCCUUGACAUGAUUGAUCCAUCCUUGGCAAUUGGAUUUUUUUGUCAAAACAAAGAUGAUUUUAAUGAUUUCUGUGUUCGAGCUUCAAAACUUGCAGAUGAAUCAAAUGGUGCUCCCUUAUUCACGGUUGCGCAAUCCCAUAGUCCAACAAAACCCAUUAACCAUGAGGAUGUGAUGGUCAAUAGAGGUGAAAUCCAAGGGGAUGAUGCCAUUGUACUCGGAAACCCUCCUAGUGAUUCAGAGGCCCAAUCACAUGAUGAUGACUGGCAACUCCUUUGAUCAAAGCCAAGGUGUGGAUAUUGGUCAAGGAACAUCCGGGAGCCAGUCCCAUGGUUUGUCUCUCCAACUUGUAUCUCAUCAUAUUUCCUUGUGGGUCUGCUUGGGAAGUGUACAUGUAUAAAGUAUUACUCCAUAAUUUAUUGAUAUUGAUGUUAUUGCCUUAGCUGAAAGGCAUCAUUAUUCUUUUGCUGCUUAUCUUCUGGUUCAGUUGUAGUUCUCUCUGUUAAUUUUACUUGCGAAUAAAGUAUAUUUGAGCACCA
Nelumbo nucifera (sacred lotus) is the source of this 2368-nucleotide messenger RNA. Lineage: Eukaryota; Viridiplantae; Streptophyta; Magnoliopsida; Proteales; Nelumbonaceae. The record is from RefSeq and is a predicted model, not a curated record.